GCAGAUCACGAGAGACGCUCACGCCACCUGCCAAUUUCAAUCUCACUCACCGUGCUUCAGGUAUCGCGCCUUUUGCCUACUGCCAAUGCCGGAGCAACACCGAUGGUUGGAUAUUUGACCGCCCCUACCAGCCCUCCUCACCAAGCUCACCAAGGCGUGCAGCCACCCCGCCCCGGCCUCCCUCCAACACCGCCACCACCUUUGCAACCAUCGCCAACACCCCUCAUUUCAAUUUGGAAAUCCCCCAGACGUGUGCCGACAGCCGAGCUUUGCUGUCAUGUUUGCCAUAUACCGAUUGUUUUUGUCUUGUUUUCCCUUGGUAUGUAUCACAUUCAAGACGCUGCAGAUCCAACUCGCCAAACCAGGCAGCUUAACCGAUUUCGUACAACGGCCCAAACAUGUUCAUUUCAUCUUGUUUUCAUGCGUCGGGGUUCCGCGUCUCCGCGACUUUUAUUCCCGCAUGCCAUGUGGUUUUCGGUAGUUCGAGUGCCUUUCUGUCCGUCGAAGCAUCGGUUGCGAUAGCCCCAGUCCGUCGACGCUGGAACCCAAACUAUUGAAUGGCUUGCGACUAGCUCUGAGCUUGCAUGAGCUUGCUGCCAACAACCAUCACUU
Alternaria alternata is the source of this 612-nucleotide messenger RNA. RefSeq lists its product as hypothetical. The coding region runs from base 103 to 522 and encodes 139 amino acids. The record is from RefSeq and is a predicted model, not a curated record. NCBI's taxonomy places the organism in Eukaryota, Fungi, Ascomycota, Dothideomycetes, Pleosporales, Pleosporaceae. The transcript has a single exon.